Aspergillus glaucus CBS 516.65 is the source of this 1548-nucleotide messenger RNA. RefSeq lists its product as uncharacterized. Gene Ontology annotation, cellular component: membrane. The coding region runs from base 1 to 1548 and encodes 515 amino acids. NCBI's taxonomy places the organism in Eukaryota, Fungi, Ascomycota, Eurotiomycetes, Eurotiales, Aspergillaceae. Gene Ontology annotation, molecular function: transmembrane transporter activity. The transcript is spliced from 5 exons. The record is from RefSeq and is a predicted model, not a curated record. Gene Ontology annotation, biological process: transmembrane transport.
AUGGCAUCGCUUGACAAUACGGGAAAAUGCUCUGAUCUCGAAUCAUCCCAAUGCUCGGCAACUGGUGCCGUCGAAGCCGAUAUCAACGUUGCUAGUCAGACUCCGGUUCUGGCCAAAAGCUUUAACCUUUUUAGUGCGUGUGCGACUGGUAUAACUACUGGAAAUGUCUGGGCUGUUCUGGGGGGUGGAAUUAUUGCGUCACUAUACAAUGGCGGUCCACCUGGUGUGAUAUAUGAGUUCGUUGCGGUCACGGUCUUUUACUGUCCGAUUGCGGCAUCAAUUGCUGAAUUGGCAUCUGCUGUUCCAGCGUCGGGAGGAGUCUACCACUGGGCAACAAUCACAGCCGGCCCUCGAUAUGGCCGAAUCUGUGGCUGGUUCGCCGGCUGGCUAAAUGGCCUUGCAUGGACAUUUGCCGUGGCCGCAAACUGCUCCAUGUGCAGCAACAUGAUCGUAUACGCAUACGCGCUAUACCAUCCCAGCUUUGAGCCCGAGCAGUGGCAUGUGUUCAUCUUCUAUCUGAUCAUGUCGUGGGUGUGCUGUUUCACAGUCAUGUUUGCUCAACGUGCACUGCCAUGGGUCAGCAGACUGGGGUCGUUCUUCAUCAUCGCGGGCUUCAUCAUAAUCAUCAUUGUCUGCGCGGUCAUGCCCAGUCGGACAGGCGCUGGAUACGCCUCGGAUAACUUUGUCUGGAAAGAUUGGACUAACAUGACCGGGUACUCGAGCGACGGGUUCGUCUUUCUGGCAGGCAUGCUGAAUGGUGCAUUCGCAGUGGGCGCAAUCGACUGUGUCACCCACAUUGCGGAGGAGAUUCCCCAAGCAGAACAAAACAUCCCUAAGGCCCUGGCCUGCCAGAUCGUGAUUGGGUUCGCCACCGGCUCCUGCUACCUCAUCUCGAUAUUUUACGCUGUCAAUGACCUCCCCCUCAUCAUGAGCACCGAGUCCAUGUGUCCCGUAGGUGACAUCUACCUGCAAGCAACAGGCUCCCGAGCCGGCGCCGUAGGCCUCCUAGCUGUGACCAUCGCGCCCGUCUUCUGCGCCACAAUCGGCUGCUACGUCACAGCCGGCCGCACAAUCUACGCCCUAGGCCGCGACGACGCGACGCCAUUUGCGUCCAAGAUCGGGGCCGUCAGUCCGAGAUGCCACAGUCCGCUAUGGGCAACACUGGCGUGUGGUGUAUUCCUCACCUGCAUCGGAGCCAUCUACGUCGGAUCACUGACGGCAUUCAACGCAUUUAUCGGGUCGUUUGUGCUGCUCACCACACUUUCCUAUUUUCUGGCGAUCCUGCCGCAUCUUCUGACGGGGCGGAGGAAUAUUCGGCCUGGUCCGUUUUGGAUGGGAAGAUUCGGGGCAGUGGUUAAUGUUGCAGCUUGUGCGUAUAUUGCUGUGUCGUUUGUGGUUUAUUGCUUCCCGUACUCGCUGCCUACGUCGCCGGACUCGAUGAACUAUACUAGUGUUAUUACUUGUGGGAUGAUGGUGUUGGUGGGGGCAUGGUGGAUGGUGCAUGGGCGGGGGAAGUACAUGGGGCCGCGGGUGGAGAUGCACAAUUAG